GACAUGAGGGCCUGGCUCGCAAUCUCCAUUCUAGUUCAUCCCUAAGGUGUUGGAUAGGGUUUAGGUCAGGGCUGUCUAUUUGUUUUACGUAUCCUACUUUGUAGAGAAGCCAUCUGUGCUACAGAGCAGCAAUAUAGAGCUGGUCGUGAUCCAAAGUCUAACUCAGGGACACCUAGCAGAGAGAACAUAUGUAGUCAGAGGUGCUUGAACCCACCCUGUCAAAGAAUGAUGUCCAUCCAUUCAAUUUAUACUCCUGAAGCCAUCAUAGAAGAAAUGUGUCAUUGUCUUCAGUCAGUGAGGACACUCAGAGAACCACAGUCAUCGACAGAGUGGAGGGACAGCAGGAGGUUAGCUAUGAAACUGUUUCCUGUCCAUCCGAUGUUUUGCUCUGUUUUGCUGGUUUUGUGGACUUCACAAAGUGAUUCUGUUUCAACAGUAACAGAGGCCAACAAUCCAGAGGUCUGUCAAGAGGAGGUGUUGUUAACUGAUGAAUUGUCUCCACUGAAUUCUUCAGGGGAUGAUAUAGAGGAGGCUGCGUUGGAGGAUAACUUUCUCUGUGUCCUUUAUCCAACAAAUACACUCAACUGCUCCUGGUCAUUCCACACUUUACAGAAGGAUACUCAGCUCUCUGUCUAUAUCAGUAUUUGUGAUGGCGAAAGUGCAGUUCACUCUCGGAAUCUGUCUGCAGAAAGAGUCGGAUCAAGCACUUUGGUUCUACCCGAGUAUCAGAUGUUAUUCGUAGUCAUCCAUUUUAACGUGACCUUGCAUGACAUGUGGACAGUCUACGCGUACAAAUACAGCAGGGAUAUGCUAGAGGUCCUGCCUCCACCCCAAAACAUCUCUGCAUUAGUCAAAGAUGGAAGACUGUUGGUGACAUGGAGUCUGCCCCAGAGUUGGGAAAAGGUCAACUCCUUUUGCUUCGAAUACCAGCUGGACAUAGGUGAUCAGGGAAGUCCCAAAAACUUGAGCGACCAUCUGUUUUAUACCGAGCCGAAUGUAGAUCCCAGCCGCACCUACAGAGUAAGGAUAAGGACGAGAAAGAAUAAUCACUGCAUAUCAAAUCUUCUAUGGAGUGACUGGAGUCAAACUGUCACGGUUGAACAGACAGGACAGAUAAUCAAACUCAAUGCUAUGGUGAUCGUUUCAAUUUCCCUUGGAAUACCCAUGAUCCUCUUGGCUGUGCUGCUGUUGGGGCUCUAUCAGAGGGUGACUAAGGUUCUGUAUCCUCCGAUUCCUCGCCCCCCGCCAAAGUACAAAUCUUUCCUGGAAAAAAGUGACAUGUUCAAUUUCUUUCAUCUUCCAUUGUCAGCUGAGCCUGAUGCAGAGAUAACAGUGGUGGAGGACACAGAGCAAAACCUUGGAAAGAAGUUUUAAAAGUACUAUAGGAAGGACAUAUUCAAAUUUAAUUUUGCGGUUUUAUGUCACUCAUGUCUUUUGAAGGUGCCAUAUCUAAAAAUGUGAAGCAAUUUACAUGUAUUUAUCAGCUUGUAUUGCCAAAGUGUGAAUGGAUUGUAACAGAACUUUAAAAAUUUGACCUUCCCCGACUUUCUCGGUUACCCAUGAAAGACUUAGUGCUGAUUUCCAUGGAAACAACAGAUGUGACGUUAAUGCGUGCUCCGGAGUACCUUCACUUCUGAGCUGCAAAGCAUGUGAAAUAUACUGUGAUAUUGUUUCAGCUGGCCAAUGUUAACUAAAGUUAACUUGCUUGGUAACGCAGAUGAAUUGCUAGCUAGCUAACAUACCAAAAUACUGUAUUGAUCAAGUGGGCUCUCUGAGGUCCAAGCUGGGUUACUUUAGCUCUAUUCCUUUUCUUAAUGGGGCAACUGCUCGCGGUGGCAGUGAUCAUCUCAAGGUCCACUGCAUUUAAACCAAUCCCAUCAUUUUCAGACAUCGUUGAGCCCGAGUUAAGUCCAGCAUAUAACAAGUUUGGCAGCCAGCUGGCCAACCCCAGUUUAGGUUACUGACUGCGUGGUCUGGUGCUGGUUGCUUUGUGGCACAGAUCACAUUAAUUCAGCGUUCAGUCUCAUGCAUGUCAGGUUACUGUUUUGGUCGAUACCCAGGAUGAUGCUCGCUCACACCCCCCUGUGUGAGUGCGAGCAACAGAAUGCUGUUCAGUUAAUGGCCACUGGUGACAUUGACAACAAGGAUUUUCUGAUAUUACACAUAAUGUAGAAACUUCACGUUAUGUGACACUUAAAUUUUAGGACAUGUAAAAGUGUACCAAUAUGAUAGCAAGACAUACCGCGUAUAUAUAUAUACACUGUAUAUAACCAAUAAGGAAGGAUUUUUGUCAUGUAACGACAUGUGAAUUUCUGUGAAUGUGAAUGUCCAUUAAUGAGUUCUGAUGAAAUACACUUGCUCUGCCUGAACUAGCCAGAUGGCUGGUCUUGUAAGUUUAGUGCUUGUUCAAAAUGUGCAGUUUGAGUUCAGCUUGGACAAGAGUUGCAGACUGUGGACUGGUAGCUGGAAAGGUGCCAGUUCACCUCCUGGGCACUGCCUUGAGCAGGCUCCUGAACCCCCAACUGCUCACACUGACAUUUCUCCAUGGAUUGUUGUUAUAGGUCAUGUUUGUGCAUGUGUGUGUAUUUCAGACCUGUGUGUGCAUAAUAAUAAAAAUAACUACAGAGUGAAAAAA
Micropterus salmoides (largemouth bass) is the source of this 2635-nucleotide messenger RNA. RefSeq names its product interleukin-13 receptor subunit alpha-1-like. The transcript has 11 exons. The record is from RefSeq and is a predicted model, not a curated record. Gene Ontology annotation, molecular function: protein binding. The coding region runs from base 226 to 1374 and encodes 382 amino acids. Lineage: Eukaryota; Metazoa; Chordata; Actinopteri; Centrarchiformes; Centrarchidae.